Messenger RNA from Vitrella brassicaformis, 2984 nucleotides. Lineage: Eukaryota; Vitrellaceae. The record is from the annotation of a GenBank genome assembly.
CACUUGACAAGUUUGAUUGACGGAUGCAUGGUCACGAAUUGUCACCACAUGAGCAUGGAAUCGUUUGUUCGUUCGUUCUUUGGACACACAAAACACACACCUCUCACGCAAUCAUGUCAUGUGUCUCAAGGCAUGCUCCAACCGACCAAUGAGAACUUGGCAUCGGGGGCGGGUUUCAGUCGUCCAAACACAAGACCACUAAACAUCAGACAAGCAUACUAGGAGCCAGUAUGGGCAGAGCGGGAUGUAUGUGUGACCUCCCUGGCACAUCGUGUGACAGCCUUAUGUGAAGAUGCGUCCCGCACUUGCAGUGCAUGACAUCAAGCAAGAAGAUGAUGAAUAAAAGAGACGGAUACGGACACAUCCACGCACACCCGGCAGGGCCGGGGUUAAAGGUUGAACUUAGAACACAGGGAUCGGCUGCAAACCCCAAUGUCAGAUCGAGACACAUCAAAAGAACCCGCCCAAGUCGGCACACACAUCCUUGCACGAUGCACGUGCUCCUACGCCUGCCGAGUAUCCUAAUGGAGCUGCCAAUUUGCCCACUUAUUCCCCCCGCCCCCUCGACAGACAGCUCUCACUCACUCACGUCGAUUGUGAAAGCAUGAUGUCGGCCACUCCGGCAAGUCCAAUACGUACGCCUACGCCAGCGCCCCCUCAUGCAGACCCUCCGCCCCCGACUCCACCCCCGUCCCCUCGCCCUUCUCGCUAUCCUUCUUGCCUCCACGGCCACCCACACAACGGUCCCACCCACGGCCGCCGCCCCGGUGCACCACGGCUGCAGCAGCCGCAGCUGCUGCGAGCGGCUCGCCGUCGUCGUCGUCGAGUAGUAUGUCGUCCUGGCUGCCGCUGGGCUUCUCGCCGACGACCGGGGCCUUGGGGUGGUGGGGGUGGUGUGUGGGGCCGCCGCCUCGGUCAAGUGCCGCUGCUGCUGCCGCUGCUGCUGCGCCAGACGGGUGUGGCAUGGAACGCUCCAACUCAGCCAACUUGGUCUCCAACUGACAGCACACGUACGACAGAGAGAGAAGGGAGGGACACAUGGAAUGGGUGGGGUGAGGUGUGUGGAUGUGUCGAUGGAUGGAUGGGUGGGGCGGUCGCUAGGCUACAGCAAGGACCAUAGCAUGCCAUGCAUUCCUACCUCAGUAUUCUUGUUCUGGGGGUCGGUGAGAUCCUUCGCUUUGCCCCCGAGCUCACUGGCCGUGUUGUACUUGGCCUCCAUGCUAACAUACACCUGAACACAUAAACACAAACAACACGUGGACCGACAGAUUGCUCUGCGCAGCGCAUGUGCGGAGGUGUGGGUGUGUGCGUGUGUGUGUGUCGUAUUGCCCACUGACGUCGUCGGCGGCCUUCUUGUGGUCUUCUGCCGCCAUGUUGUGCUGCUGGAGAGAUUGCCUGUACUGCUGGGCCGUCCUCUGGUGCGUCUCGACGGCCUUGCGCAGGUCGGCAGCGGCACUCUCGACCUGGCGAAGACGCUCCUGCAACUGAUGGACACACAAACACACACAUACGUACACAUUGAUGGGUGGAUUGAUGAAAGGGGAGGGAGGGAGGGGGCAGCCUUGCCUCAUGCCAUGCCAUACGCCAUGCCCACCGCACGUAACUUAGUUAGUGACCUUGUGUGUGUCCUGGUCAGCUUUGGCCAGUGCGUCGCGGGCCGCCUGCAGCUCCCUCUCCACUACGGCUACCUGCCCACACACAGACAGACACGCAGAGGUGGAGGGAGGGAGGGAGGGAGGGAGGGAAAGAGGCACAGAGAGGAGAGGCAUCGAUCAGAUGAAGCAGGUCGGUCGAUCAGCAUAUGGGCAUAUGGGUCAUCGAUGCAUUCACCCAAGUGUUCAAACGUUUACCUUGUCGGUGUCGCUGCGGGCCUUCUCCCUCACUCAUGAGAGCUUCCGCUUCCUUGGCCUCUUCUAGGUCAUCCCUCGCAGAAGCGGCUCCCGCAUGUCGGCCAGUGUGGAUGUCGCGUGCUGGCGGUGUUGUCUGGUCGCGUCCUGUCGGUGUUGUCUGGGGCGUCCGGGAAGGACAGCAUCGCCAGCAGCAGAAAAUGAACUCGCACACCACACACGUGCACGUGAUGACGAACUCCCACGUGCCGGGCCCGUAGACAGCGGCGGCGUCACCGAAGACCAGAGUGAUGUCCCAAAGGACCUCUCCCAUAGCAUUCGAAAUGGGCUCGCGAAGGGCGAUGCAGAGCGAAAAGAGGACGGCGCCGAUGAUGCAGUUGACGAGCUUGAAGGGCCAGAAAUAGCGUCUCUGCCGCCAGAAGGCUCGGGUCGGAAGGGUCUGAACGAAAAAGACAGGAGAGCAUACGUUUGCUCAUACACAGCAAAGGCAACACAUACGCUUACAUCUGUUUUACGUUUCUGUUUGCAGGUAUCCAGGCAGGUGUCGUGGGCGUCUGUGGAGAACCUUCAGAGUGAUCCGGGGCACGAGUAGAAUCGGAUGCAGAUCCGCUUCGGCCAGCUGCAGACACUCACUCAGCAAGCGCACAAUGAUGUCGAGUCUGCAGGUGUGUCUGACCCGUUUUGUCACCUCCCUCACCUCCAUCAUCGCCUCAUACGUCUCGGAUGACACCCGAUGCGGACAGUCGUCACCUUCAUAAACCAAGAUGUCGUUGUCGCUUGUGCGAUAACGACGGUAGAGGCCCUGCAGCUGCUGAAGCAGGUCAUCUUUGUCAAUGAACUCGACUGUCUUAUGUCCGACGAAAAAAGGGCCGUUGGGCCUGUCGAGGGAAACACGAAGUUUCCUCUUCUCCUGGGAUGAAGAAGGGGGGGGGGUACUGCUGCGGGACCGGACUGCAUGGCUGUGGUGGCGACGCCAUUCUCUCUAUCUCUCUGUCAACUCUGACCUCUGUGAAAGCGAUCAUUGGGGGCCGAAGUUUUGGGUUCAGAGAAGAUGAUGAAGUCGAAUCCGUUUUCAAUGUUGGCGAGGCGCCGCGAGGACUCUCAUAUGCUUGUUCGUCCCUCACUGUGCCUUUCAGC